AUGAGCGCCGGAAGCGCGAGUUUCCUCGAGAUCCAGCCCUCGGAGCUGGCAUUUCCCUUUGAAUUGAUGAAGCAGAGCUCGUGCUCCAUGCAACUCGCAAAUAAGACCGACCAUUAUGUAGCAUUCAAGGUCAAAACUACCAACCCAAAGCAGUACUGUGUGCGCCCUAAUAUUGGCGUUGUACUUCCUGGGUCGACUUGUGAUGUUACAGUUACAAUGCAAGCGCAGAGGGAAGCACCUCCUGAUCUGCAGUGUAAGGACAAGUUCCUAGUUCAAAGUGUUGCAGCUGAGAAUGGUGCAGCAACUCAAGAUAUUAGUGCAGCAAUGUUCAACAAGGAGCCAGGGAAGGUUGUUGAUGAAUGCAAGCUGCGUGUAAUUUAUGUGCCAACAUCUUCACCUAGCCUGUUCUCUGAAGAUUCAGAACAAGGGAGUUCUGCUCGUUCAUUGGAAAACAGGACUCCUAAUUCUACAUUGCCACAAUCUGUAUUUAGAUCAUCUGGUGAAGCAUCAAAGGAGAAGUCCUCGGAGGCAACAUCCAUGAUUUCCAAGCUAACUGAGGAGAAAAUGUCUGCUGUUCAGCAAAACCAGAAGUUGAGACAAGAGCUGGAUGUCCUACGCAAAGAGAGCAGCAAAAGCAACGGCGGUUUCUCAAUCACCUUCUUGAUUGUGGUGGGUAUUCUGGGCAUCAUCGCUGGUUUCAUCCUCAAGAAGACAUAG
This is a messenger RNA of Triticum turgidum subsp. durum (durum wheat), 717 nucleotides long. Lineage: Eukaryota; Viridiplantae; Streptophyta; Magnoliopsida; Poales; Poaceae. The record is from the annotation of a GenBank genome assembly.